AAUCAAUCAAUUAAUCAUCAUUGGUGUGUAAUGGUGUGAUUGUCGCAUGUCACCAAUAUUCAUUGAAUUGAAUUCAAGUUUAAUAUUUUUAUUUUGCAACAACAAAGAAAAAAAAAGUUUAUAUUGUUAAACAACAAAUUUUGUGAUUGUAACCGAUGCAUAUAGUGACGACAUCGACACACAUGCACCAUUUUUUUUAUUAUAUUCAAAAUCAUCAUCAUCAUCAUCGGUUCAUAUUUGAUUUUAGCCCCAUUUCAUAAUAUUUAUUGUUUUUUUUCCAAUAACAAUCACAUCGAAAAUUCUUUAUUUGGAUCAUUCACAUUUCAUUCAGCCAAAUUGUGAUCCGGUGUUGCAAAUAAUAAUAGUUUACAUUACAUUGUCAAUGAAAUUAUCAAAUAACCAUUUUAUAGUGGCUGCUUGAAAAAUUAAUAAAAUUAACAAAAUGAAGACAAUGAAUGAAGAUCAUCGUAAUGUCAUUGAUGCUAAUGCACAAGAGAUGCAUACAUCAUUGGGUGAACUGAAUUCGAUUGGUGAUUCGUUGAUUUCAUCAUUUUAUGCGGGAAAAUCGAUUUUUAUUACCGGUGCCUCUGGAUUUAUGGGUAAAGUUUUGGUAGAAAAAUUACUUCGUUCAUGUCCUGAUGUAAAGUCAAUUUAUAUUCUUCUUCGUACGAAGAAAAAUGUCGAUCCUUGUGACCGAUUGGAUGAACUUAUCCGAUCAAAGAUUUUCGAUAGAGUUCGUGAAAUGAAUGCUAACCUGUUGAAUAAAGUGGUCGUCAUUCCUGGUGACAUCGUAUUACCCGGUUUAGGUAUUUCCAAUGCUAACAUUGAAUUAUUAAGCCAAGAAGUUUCCAUUGUUUUUCAUUCGGCUGCCACCGUUAAAUUUGAUGAGCCAAUGAGAACUUCUAUCAAUUUCAAUGCAUUGGGUACGAGACACAUGUUGGAACUUUGUCGUAAAAUGAAAAAAUUGGAAGCAUUUGUUCACGUGUCUACAGCUUACUCGAAUUGUGACCGUCAUGAUGUUGGUGAACAAUUUUAUCCAAUAACUGUGCCAUAUCAGAAAAUAAUCGAACUUAAUGAAUGGAUGGAUGAUGAAACGCUGGCCGCCGUAACUCCUCAAUUGUUAGGUAAUCGACCUAAUACUUAUACAUAUACGAAAGCGUUAGCCGAAACCUUGCUAUUGAAUGAGAAAGGUUCACUUCCAGUUGCUAUUGUGCGGCCAUCUAUAGUUACUGCUGCUUGGCGUGAACCAUAUCCCGGUUGGGUGGACAAUAUCAAUGGACCAACUGGAAUGGUAUUGGCAUCGGGUAAAGGAUUAUUGCGAACCAUGUUGUAUGAUUCAAAGGCUUGUGCCGAUAUAAUCCCAGUGGAUAUGGUAAUCAAUCUAAUGAUAGCCGUUGCAUGGUACACUGCAGUGCGAAGACCAAAAAAUAUUCAAAUUUAUAAUUGUACUUCGGGGACGUUAAACACAUUGAAAUGGAAAGACAUAGAAAGGAUUGUUUUUCCAUUGUUAUUGAAAUAUCCCAGUGCUAAUGUGUUUCGAUAUCCAGGUGGAACAUUCAAAGAAUCGCGAACUUAUAACCGAAUUUGUGGUGUAUUCGGUCAUAUAAUACCGGCUUAUCUAUUCGAUGGUAUUCGUUUAUUAUGCCUGCAAAAACCAAUGCUGAUUCGAAUCUAUCAAAAACUUCAUCGAGCAAUUGAAGCUCUUGAAUAUUUUACCACACGUGGAUGGGAUUUCAGCUCCACAAAUGUGAUUGCCUUGUCUCAAGAACUUCAAGGCAUUGAUCAAAAGGAAUUUCAUUUUGAUGUCCGAAAUCUUAAUUGGUUGUCAUAUUGGGAAGAUUAUGUUAUUGGAAUACGGAAAUUUAUUUUAAAAGAAGAAGAUUCAAUGUUACCAAAAGCGAGAAAAAAUUUAAAAAGAAUCUAUUACGCACAGAAAUUUCUCUAUCUAUUUAUUGCAAUGAUUAUUCCAUUUAUAUUGGCCACAAGUACAUCAUUUAUUUCCCUUGAAUGGCUAUCAUCAAUCAUAACUAUUAUUUGGCCAUUCGAAUUUAUUGUACAACAACAACAACAACAUAAUCUAAAUUUUCAAUCAUCUCCAAUUAUAGAAGAAUCAUCAUCAAUGAAUAUCACAUCAAUCAUUUCAUUAACAACAAUACCAUCAUCACAAUCCCGACAAUCAUCAAUUUGGACAUUAUUGGCAUCAUAUAUUGGUUUACCAAUCUCAUCGAUCACUACUUGAAAAUAACUAAACACAGACCUACAUUUAUUACAUUCACAAUACAUACACAUAUAUACAAAAAUACAAUACAAAUUUAUAUUUUACAACUACUUUCUAGCCAUCACAUUUUUAUUAUUAAUCCACCACAUCAUCACUAUAUUAUAAGUUAUAAAUAAUUUUUCCCGUUAAAAAUCGUUAUUCGUUAUUA
Dermatophagoides farinae (American house dust mite) is the source of this 2426-nucleotide messenger RNA. RefSeq names its product fatty acyl-CoA reductase 1. Gene Ontology annotation, biological process: long-chain fatty-acyl-CoA metabolic process. Gene Ontology annotation, cellular component: peroxisome. NCBI's taxonomy places the organism in Eukaryota, Metazoa, Arthropoda, Arachnida, Sarcoptiformes, Pyroglyphidae. The record is from RefSeq and is a predicted model, not a curated record. Gene Ontology annotation, molecular function: alcohol-forming very long-chain fatty acyl-CoA reductase (NADP+) activity.